UGAUAUUCCAACGCCAUGGCUGUUCCACGUAUAGCGCUCGCUGGCCCGCUGCUUGCCCUGCUGCUCGCCGUCUCCGCCCUGGCCUCGCCCGAGGGCCGCCUGCUGGGCGGCGAAGAUGCCGCCGCCAACGAGUAUCCCUGGUCGGCCUCCCUGCGCCACAACAAGGCGCACACCUGCAUGGCCUGCAUCAUCUCGCCCAGCCAGCUGCUCACUGCCGCCCACUGUGUCUCCGAUUUGGGCACCACUCCCGUGGCUGCCAGCAGCCUGGGCGUGCGCGUGGGCAGCAUCAACCAGUAUGCCGGCGGGCAGAUCGUCAACGUGCAGAGCGUACUCAUCCACCCCUCGUAUGGGAAUUUCCUGCACGAUCUGGCCAUCAUCACGCUGACCGAGCCGCUCGUCUUCACCGAGCGCAUUGCGGCCGCCACACUGCCCGCCAAGGUGGAGGAGGAGGGCGAGGGCGAGAGCGGGGAGGAGGAGGUGUCCACGGAGCUGCCCAACGGCACGCCCGUCUAUGUGGCCGGCUGGGGCGAAAUCUCCGAUGGCUCGACGCCCUACAAGCUGCAGAAGGCCAACUACGCCACGCUGAGCGCUCCCUACUGCGAGCUGGCCGCCGGCUAUGGCUACGCCUCCUGCCUGUGCCUGACCAGCGCCGAGCGGCAGGGCAUCUGCCGCGGUGAUGCCGGCGCCGCUGUCAUCGACGACGACAAGGUGCUGCAGGGCAUCACCAGCUUCCAGUUCUCGGACUGCGGCAGCGCCUACCCGGACGUCGCCUCGCGCAUCUACUACUAUCUCGACUGGAUCGAGGCGAAUGCCAAGUAGGGCAGGAUCCAAAUGGCAGGAUCGCAGGAUCACAGCCUAGAUGUUUGCGUCUUUUUUUUUUUGUUUAAUUAAUUUUUUUCAUGUGCAUAAAUUGUGUGUUUCCCCUUGUACCAUAAACAACAAGAGAAAAGAAAAAGAAAAGGCA
Molecule: messenger RNA, 964 nt
Organism: Drosophila obscura
Lineage: Eukaryota; Metazoa; Arthropoda; Insecta; Diptera; Drosophilidae
Product: chymotrypsin-1
Exons: 2
Coding region: 16-819 (267 amino acids)
Biological process (GO): proteolysis
Molecular function (GO): serine-type endopeptidase activity
Source: RefSeq, a predicted model, not a curated record